Messenger RNA from Fusarium coffeatum, 1638 nucleotides. RefSeq lists its product as uncharacterized. The record is from RefSeq and is a predicted model, not a curated record. Lineage: Eukaryota; Fungi; Ascomycota; Sordariomycetes; Hypocreales; Nectriaceae. The coding region runs from base 1 to 1638 and encodes 545 amino acids. The transcript has a single exon.
AUGUCUUCCAACUUCGCUCCCAACGGCCUCGCCAUGCCCACCGGCGGCCUAGCUGCCCGACGUGGUAGUCAAAACCCCAAGCCUCUCGCGGUUGAUGUCAUCAGCCAACCUAAGGAUAAGGAUUCUGGUGUUCCCACCCCGCGCACCAGCCGCUCUCAUCUUCUUGCUGGCCUUAGAACGGCCCCCAAGUCCGCUACUGCUGCCUCGUUCGGCCCUCAGUCUCCCACGACCGGUCCUCAGCAGCAGUACGCCCGGAACUCCAUGGCUGGAAAUGCCUAUGGCAUGGGCCAGGACAAGGCUUACAAUGCCCCUAAGACGGCUUACCCCCAGUACGGUACCCAAAACAACUACAACUCGGCGGUAAACCAGCAGUACACUGUUGAUCAGAUCUUGGCUCCUCCUGAGCUUUCCAUGGAAGAGCAGGACCCCGGCUUGUACAACCAGCUCGUGGCUACCAACCUGUAUCUGGCCCAGCAGCAGCAACACCUUCAACAGCAACUCAUGACCGUCCAGGCUGCUGCUCAGCGUUUCCAGCAACUCAACCUCAACAACCCUCAGCUUGCGCAACAGCAGCACGCUCUGUUCGAGCAGCAGCAGCAACUACAAAACAUGCAGCAGCAGAUUCAGCUCCAGGCCCUUCUCCAGCAGCAGCAACAACAACAGGCUCAGCAGCAGCAACAGGCCCAGCGACAAUCGCAGCUCUGCUACAACCCCAUGACCCAGGAGUACUUCUACAGCCAGCCCCAGCAGGUUCAGGCCUCAUCGCUCUACAACGAGCAGCCCUCUACCCCCGGAUUUGGUGGAUUCCAGCAGCAACAUAACCAGGGCACACCCUCGGUGCAGGUUUCGCCUCCUGCCGAGUCACAGCCCUUCUCGUUCCGCAGCAACACACCUCCCAAGCGCUAUGAGUCUCCCACCGAGGUCGCCCCACUGCCUCCACCUUCGGCCAACGCUUUCCGCCGUGGACACAAGAAGGCCAACUCUCUCGCCCCCGUUAACAGCGUUAUUGCUGCUGCUCUUUCAUCGGAUGCUCCCAAGUCUGCUGGCCCCAAGACCUCUACUUUCCCUGGUACCCCCUUGACUGGUGGAUAUGGACCUGGCCAAGCCCGUGCUGGAGAGCACCCCAUUCGCCAACCUCGUGGCCCUCCUUCUCUGGAUGAGCUCAAGGCAAAGCCUACUGCCAAGUAUGAGGGAAGCAAGAACUUCUCUGCUCGCACUCGUCGCUCUGCUGUUUCCAACCUUGUCCGUGCUGGUCUUGAGCGCCGCAAGGGCACUGGUAGCUCCUGCGGCAGCAUGAGCCCCGUUUCCGAGACUGCCGAGGAAUCAUCGACUCCUAUUACCGAUAACGAGUCUGACUCCGGUCGCAGCGGAUCCGGAAGCCUCGCAGGCGAUAUGGAAUGCCCCAGCUCGCGCACAUCUGCCAGUGGAAGCUGGGGUGCUAUCGGUUCCGACCGUCCCAGCUCCCGCCAGAAGACACGCAAGAGCGUUGACAGCAUCGAGAGUGUCGAGAGCGAGAGCAACUCUUUUGCCGAUGUGUUCAAGAACGGCGCUCUGCGAGCUGCCAAGGCACAGGAUUCGGCUGACAGCCAGCGUAAGGCACACCGACGAGUGUUCACCAAGAGCUCCACCUCCUCUUAA